Messenger RNA from Parnassius apollo (apollo), 1686 nucleotides. The record is from the annotation of a GenBank genome assembly. NCBI's taxonomy places the organism in Eukaryota, Metazoa, Arthropoda, Insecta, Lepidoptera, Papilionidae.
AUGAAAGAAGAUAAGAGGAGGAAGGAGGCCGGUGACAGUGACGCGUUGGAGUCGGUUUUAUCACAUGUGGGCGAGUUGGGCUGCUAUCAGAAGCUAAUGUUGGUUUCGAUGUUGCCAUUUGGCGUGUUCUUCGCGUUUGUGUACUUCAGCCAGAUGUUCAUUAUGGCAACACCGCAGCGGCACUGGUGUCGGGUGCCAGAACUGGAGCACUUGAAUAUGGAGAUCAGGCGAAAUCUAUCAAUACCAAAAAUUGAAGAUGGGUGGCAGCAAUGCGUUAUGUACAACGCCAACUGGACAAGCGUUUUGGAGACAAUGGUUGCGCCCGACCCCACCACACACACUGUACCUUGUCGAGAUGGCUGGGAGUUCGAACUGGGUGAUAUCCCGUACCAUACAGUUGUCAGCGAGCGCGGUUGGGUCUGCGAAUAUUCCAGAUAUAUUCCUCUGGCGCAGACCAUAUUCUUCGUUGGUGCCUUGGCUGGAGGCAUAAUCUUUGGCUGGAUAGCCGACAAGUUCGGUAGAGUGCCUGCCUUGGUUGCUACAAACAUGAUGGCUUGUGUGGGCGGACUGGGCACUAUAUACACUACCGGCCUGAUGGAUUUCAUCUUCUGUAGGUUCCUCGUUGGAAUGGCCUUCGACAACUGCUUCAUGAUGAUGUAUAUACUAGUACUGGAAUACGUAGGACCCCGGCACAGAACUUGGGCGGCUAACAUGCCCAUCGCGCUCUACUUCGGUGGAGGCUGUCUACUGCUCCCGUGGCUCGCCUACUGGAUCUCCGACUGGCGCAUUUUCUUAUGGGUCACAUCCCUACCCAUGGCCCUCUCUCUCUUAUUGCCCCUCUUCAUACCCGAGAGCGCGAGGUGGCUCGCAUCGCGAGGUAAAGUAAACCAAGCUGUGAAAAUUCUGAGAAGGUUCGAGAAAAUAAAUGGAACGAAGAUCCCCCAAGACGUCAUGGACGAUUUUAUUGUGUCGUCAAGUCAAACCCGGCAGACAGGCGAAUCCAUAAUCGACGUGUUCAGGAGCGCACCGCUCCGCAACAUGAUGAUUUUCAUGAUCAUGAUCUACAUGGCGUGCGCGCUCAUAUUUGACGGCCUCGUGCGCAUGUCCGAGGGUCUGGGGUUUGACUUCUUCAUCACGUUCACCCUCACCUCAGCGACAGAAAUACCGUCCGUCACUUUGCUCGCGAUUGUACUUGACAGAUGGGGUAGAAGAAAAUUAACAGUCGGCCCUAUUGCCUUUGCUGGAACCCUUACGUUUAUUGCAGCAUUUGUGUCAAAAGGGCUGCCGCAAGUGAUCCUGGCGAUAGCCGCGCGGUUCACGGUGAAUAUGGCGUACAACACGGCGGUGCAGUGGUCGGCUGAGCUGGUGCCAACGGGUGCGCGCGCCUCGGGCUCCUCGCUGGUGCACGUCAGCGGCUACGUCGCCACCAUGCUGUCACCCUUUAUCGUCUACUCGGAGCGGUUCUGGAAGCCGCUGCCGCUGCUGCUGCUGGGCGCGGUGGGGCUGCUGGUGAGUGGCUUCGGCCUGCUGCUGCCCGAAACCAAGGGCCGCGCCAUGCCGCAGACCAUUUACGAGGCUGAGAGAUUCGUCACGGCGCACGCCCUAUGCGGGAAAGCCGAAGAAGCUGAAAUUGACGGGAAUGAAGACGAUUUGAAUAAUGAGAAACAGAAAGCUCUCAUUACGUAA